CACCAGUCUCCAGGAUCCUGGGUGUGUGCAGUCAGUUCAGCUCAGAGACUGAGGGAGAAAACACCAGGAACCUCUCAACGUGAGUCCAGCUGUGCCUGUCAUCUGUCACCUUGUUUGAAAACUUCUACUCUUCCUCCACCGGACGGACCGAGAAUGGGAAACUAUCCGAGCUAGUUUCUGAAGAGGACACACAUUCAGGGGGGAACUGUGCUAGAACUACCAGGUUGAGUCUUCAGUCACACCAGUUACCUCCAGAGAAGUAACAGGAGCACAGCAGAGAUGCAGACCUUUCUGAAAGGCCGGAGAGUCGGCUACUGGCUCAGCGAGAAGAAGAUGAAGAAGCUGAAUUUUCAGGCCUUUGCUGAUUUGUGCAGGAAAAGAGGAAUAGAAGUUGUUCAGCUGGACCUCAGCCAGCCUCUGGAGGAGCAGGGUCCCCUGGAUGUCAUCAUCCACAAACUGACUGACCUCAUCCUGGAGGCUGACCAGAAUGAUUCACAGGCCGUGCUGCUCGUUCAGAGAGUACAGGACUAUAUUGAUGCCCACCCUGAGACCAUCGUGCUGGACCCCCUUCCAGCUAUCCGAACUCUGCUGGACCGCUGCAAGUCCUACCAGCUCAUACACAGGAUAGAGAGGUGUAUGCAAGAUGAGAGGAUUUGCUCUCCUCCAUUCAUGGUCCUGAACACUGAGUGCAGCCCAGAUGUGCUGGAGCAGAUCAGGAGGCAAGGACUCACAUUCCCCUUCAUUUGCAAAACACGGGUGGCUCACGGCACCAACUCCCACGAGAUGGCCAUUAUCUUCAGCGAAGAGGACCUGAAGGACGUGAAGCCUCCGUGCGUGAUCCAGAGCUUCAUCAACCACAACGCAGUGCUCUACAAGGUGUUUGUGGUGGGAGACUCCUACACUGUGGUGGAGAGACCCUCACUGAAGAACUUCCCUGCUGGACCAGCAGACAGGAAAGCCAUUUUCUUCAACAGCCACAAUGUCUCCAAGCCAGAGUCGUCCUCAGACUUGACCUCGAGAGAGAACGUAGAGGGAGUGUCUCAGCCACCCAGUGAUGAUGUCAUCAGAGAGCUGUCCAGGUCCUUGCGGGAGGCGCUGGGCGUGUCCCUGUUUGGCAUCGACGUCAUCAUCAACAACCAAACAGGCCAACAUGCCGUCAUUGACAUCAAUGCAUUCCCUGGUUAUGAGGGCGUCCCCGAGUUUUUCAAUGACCUCCUGAACCACAUCAGCAGCGUGCUUCAGAGCCACAACCCCGACUUUGCCCCCGGCACCGAGCAGCCCAAAGGCCUGCCGGUGAGCACCACGGUACCUAACGCCGUCCCGCCGGCCCCAGGCUGCUGCAGCAUGCUGGGCAAAGAUGCCAGCGGCAGCCCCUGGAUCGUAGAGAGCGACGGAGGCCUGAAGGGCCCACGUCAGAGACUGGGCUGCAACUCGGCCAUGUCCCCCAACUUCCAGCAGCACUGUGUCUCCACGAUAGCCACCAAGGCUUCCUCCCAGUGACUGAUUCCCAGCCCCCGCCCCCCUGACUCCGUUUGAUCCCUGAACAAAAAAAAAAAACGGAUGACAAUGGUGACAAUAAUAAUGAAUAAUAAUCAUAAUAAUUAUGAUGUUAAUGAUGAUAAUAUAUCUAAUCAAAAAACAAACCUUUUCCUAUAUAGUUAUUGAAAAUGAUGGUGAUUGGGUGUAAGCUUUUUUCUCUCUGCCUUUUUGUAUUUUUCGUUUUGUCUAAUGAGACUUAACAGUACUGUAAUGUGAACUUUUGGGAACUUUUUUGCCUAAUAGCUGAUUUUAUUUUUCUCUCUCGUGUGAGUUGUCUGUAAUGAAAGGGUCCAGAUGAGGUAGCUAACGGGAACGGCCGAAUCAGGACUGGAGAAAGAUGUGCCACUAAAUGUGCAAUGUUUGAUCCCUUGAAUCUCACACACACACACGCACACAUACAUACACAGGUACGCUUACAUUGCGACGGACCGUGCCAGUGAUGUGUGUUUUUAUUCUGGUCAAUACCACUGACUCCUCGGCACAAAGUGAGGGAGGGCGGUGGGGAGAAGAGGUGACUGGGCAUUUGAACACUACCCCACAGAUCCUGGGCUGCUAUGUUACUGUGGCCAACCGACGGCAGAGGACACACUGAGUCCGAACAUGAAUGAACGUGAGGUAGUUUUGGGUUAGAUUAUACAAACGGGUAAGCCGUUUACCUUUCAGUGAGUGCCAUCAAAUUCACUUUAAGUGUAGGGAGGACGCCUUCAGAAAACACAAGAUUUUCCAAAGGUUUAAAAAGACGAAAAGUGAAUCUCCAUUAACGCGUGACCAAGUUUUUGUUGUCGUUCUUUUUUUUUUUUUUUUCCCUUUUUAAAUGAUUGUUGUUGCACCAAUGUUUAUAGGUCUUUGAGUGUUUUACUGUACGUCAGAUCCCGGAUGUUGUUGGGUGUUCAACAAACAAACCACACUUGUUUUGAGUCCCAGUUGUGAGUCGCCCCAGUUGCAGGAAGACAAGGAUCACAUUCCUCUUUGUGUUUUGUGGACGUUUUCAGAGAAUUCCAUGAUUUCUUCCGAAUUCCAGUGGGAUCUUGUGAGAUUUCUCACAUCACUUCAUGGUUUUGCAGUCUCCUUAAGCAGACUCUCCACAUGUCUUCAGUGCUAUGUUUUUUUUUUUAUCUGUAAUGUGAGCAAACUACUCACCUGAGGCUUACUUGACCUAUCAGAACGGACUUGGGGCUGCUGUCACUUUUCAUUGAAUUGUUAAUUGGAAAAGUAAUUAUUCCACUAAAAGUAAGUUAAAAUGUGUGUUUGAAUUCUCACCUAAAUUGGGUGUUAUCUUUUUUGCUACCAUCUUUGAAAUAAUUGAGGCAUUUGUUCAGCUUUGUUGUCUCGAUUUGAUUACACUCUAACAGCACUUCUUACAAAAUGCAGUUUAAUGAAUCUCUCAGUCCAGUUGGUUUGUUUGCUUCGAGCUUAAUACUCCGACCCGUCGUCUGUUCCAGCUGCUGUAUUUUGUGUCACGUUAAAAAUCAUUUGGAGGGGAAGUGGUGGGAGGAGGUCCAGCUCUUGUUCCCAGUGUUCACUGUGAGAUUUUUUUUUUUUUUUUUUUUAACUUCAAUUUUGUUAAUAUCGUUUGUCCUUACAUCUACUAAGAGCAACUUUAUUUUAUUGAGAUUUUAUGGGGAAAAAAUGUUUUAUAUAAAUGAAAUGAAAGCACGUGAUGUUUUUGAACAAACAGUGAUCAUUUACUAGAAGAAUAGUAAAAUGCUGGAUCUGGUUGUCAAAGGGACAGAGGAGCUCGUGGUUGAUGCUGUUGUCUCCCUCUAGCAUCUAGUGGGAGCGAGCACCAACCUGCAGCGCAUACAGAUUAUUGCAUUCCCCCCGAGCCUGCUUCUUCUUCUUCUUCUUCUCUUGUCCCAGAGAGCUCCUCCAAGCUGUUUUAUUUCUUUCCCAUCAGCGUCCGAGAGAACCGACCGUCUUCUCGCUUUGUCUUCGGAAAUAAUCGCGUCACUACAGCCAUCUCACCAGCAUCUCUCUGGGACAAAAAGAACACCAGUGGCAUUCUGGAAAUAGAUUUUUCACUAGACACACCAUAUUGUGAGAUAACACAGUUAGUGUCCCGGUUUAAUUCCCCACAAUUUGAGUGUAGACUGAAGCAACAGUGACUUCAAAAUGUUAAGGCAUUGCAACAGGUUCAGGGGAAACUUUGACAUCCUUUUCCCUUGAUCUAAGCGUUUCCUCACCUACAAAUAGGGGCAGAGUUGAGGGCGGGUUCCUGUUUAGGUUGGAAAGGCGGAUAUCUGUGUACAUCACUAUACUGUGUCCUAUCUUGUAAUCCUAAUUGUGCUUCUAAAUGGGAAAUAAAUGGUUAAAUCCUAUCCUUGAUCAUUUCCACAACCAAGACAGUGUCAUCCUACUCCCAGCUUCCACCUGAAUGUUUACUUCUUGGGUGUCUUGUACAGUACGUGUAUAUAUGCCUAGGCUUACAUCCGUACAGUAUGUUGUUUUGUAUCAGUUCUGUAAUUGAGAGGAAUCCACAAUUUUGUGACAUUUUUUUAAUUAAAAUGGCCAAAACCAACAGGGGAAAAUAAACAUAUGAAACCUCA
Molecule: messenger RNA, 4085 nt
Organism: Toxotes jaculatrix (banded archerfish)
Lineage: Eukaryota; Metazoa; Chordata; Actinopteri; Toxotidae
Gene: itpk1b
Product: inositol-tetrakisphosphate 1-kinase b
Exons: 11
Coding region: 280-1500 (406 amino acids)
Biological process (GO): inositol trisphosphate metabolic process
Cellular component (GO): cytoplasm
Molecular function (GO): magnesium ion binding; inositol-3,4,5,6-tetrakisphosphate 1-kinase activity; ATP binding
Source: RefSeq, a predicted model, not a curated record